This is a messenger RNA of Hylaeus volcanicus, 3056 nucleotides long. Its product is annotated as zinc finger protein 431-like. The transcript has 6 exons. The record is from RefSeq and is a predicted model, not a curated record. Lineage: Eukaryota; Metazoa; Arthropoda; Insecta; Hymenoptera; Colletidae. Gene Ontology annotation, molecular function: RNA polymerase II cis-regulatory region sequence-specific DNA binding; DNA-binding transcription factor activity. Gene Ontology annotation, biological process: regulation of transcription by RNA polymerase II. Bases 415 to 2337 code for a protein of 640 amino acids.
UCUUAAAAAUAAAUAAAAAUAUCAAUUUUUUAGAAGAUAAAAGAACAAAUUGUAUGAAAUUUAUGAUACGUAAUAUUUAGUAAAUUUUAUCAAAAAUUUAUAUUUAUAUCGUUUGUAACAAAUUGUAAAGAAUAAUUCCCAUUCUUAACGGUAGAUUGUGCUAGUGAAUAUUUAUUACAAUUGAUUACGUUCGCAUAAACUUAUUAAAUACAUAUGGCUGUGAGGAAUUAAUGAAAUAAAAUAUAAUUAUAUUUGUAAUUAACAUGAAGCAGACAUAACUAAACAUACGCGUCGAAGUAGUGUAAUAUUAGAAGUACGAAGGAAAUAUCGUUUCUCGAGAUGAAUACAAUCAUGGGACAAGAAUAUAAUUAUUAAGUAAUAAAUGGAGAAUUACGAAUUUAUAAUUACAAAUCUAUGAUGAACGGGGAAUGCCCGAGUUGUAAACAAAUAACAAAUACAUCAUGUUCGAGGCUUGUAAAGGACAGUUGUGGUCAUACCAAAUGUCGUAUAUGUUUAUUAUAUGAGGAACAAGGAUGCAAAAUUUGUAGUAACGAACAUUAUAUACAAAAUAUUGGGAAUUAUGAUUGCAUACAAUCAACAAAAAGCACUGCAAAUAAUAUUUCUGCCUUUGAUAGAAAUAGUGAAUAUAACGAUGAAAUAGUAUUACCCUUAGAACUAGUUAUUAAUAAACAUUCUAAAUCCAAAACUACUAAUUCUGAACUUGUUCCUAAUGAUUGUAUAAACAACUCUAAGUUAUAUGAUGAAAACUCAUCUAAUAAGAGAAAAGAAGCAUAUAAUUUCAAUGAUGUUAAAAAUGAUGAUAGUUCUAAUAAGUUAUAUAUUUCCAAGGUAGAAAAUAAUGAUCUACCUUUACAUGAGUAUGCACAUUCAAAUGAUAAUUCGGCAAUAGAACCGUCAUCUUAUAGUAAAACACAAGAAAUUUGUGAUUUGGAAAUUAAGACAGAGUUUUCAAGUAAUGAAAAAUUAAUAAAAGACAAAUCUAUCAAAUCUUCCAACCGUACACAUAUUUCAAUAAUACCUGGAACACCAGAAAAAUAUAAAUGUAAUAUUUGCAGUAAAAUUUUUCGAAACAAAAAAGGAAAAUGCUAUCAUGAUGCUUGCUUAACAGGUGUUAAACCUUAUAAGUGUUCCUUUUGUGAUAGAACUUUUAUUAAACGCUCUCAUUUUGAAUAUCAUGAAAGGGUUCACAGGGGGUAUAAACCAUUUAAGUGUAACCUUUGUGAGAAAGCAUUUCCUCAAAGAAAUAAACUCAAUAGGCACAUGUACUCGCAUAAUAAAGAAAAACAAUUUGUAUGUACUAAAUGCAAUAAAAGAUAUAGCAAACGAGAUGAUUUGAAAAAUCACUUGGAUGCACAUAAUGGUAUAAAAAAGUAUUCUUGUAAGGCAUGUGAAAAAACAUUUGGAAUAUUAACCAAUUUAAAAAGACACCUAAAAACACAUACAAAUGAAAGACCACACGUAUGCGAUCAAUGUAGUAAAAGUUUUAAGGAUAAAUCUUUGUUAAUACGCCAUAAAAAAACACACGGAAAAGAUCGUCCAUUUUCGUGUGCACAUUGUAAUCGAGUUUUUUUAUCGAAAAGUGAAUUACGACGACACUUAACUGUACAUUCAGAGGAAAAACCAUUUUCUUGUGAAUAUUGCCAAACUGUAUUUAGGAGAAAAGAUAAUCUACAUCGUCAUAUUAGACAUCAUCAUCCAGAUAAUCCAUUUUGUAAUGUCAAUAAUGUACAGGAUACUGUAUCUAAUAGAAGUACUAGUUUAGAAAAAACCAAGCAAGUCAAUUUGAAACAGAAACAAAAACCAAAAAAAGCACACAAAAUGACUUCUAACUUGUUACCAAAAAGUUCAACUAAAGUAUCAAUGGUUUAUGUAAGUUCUAGCGAUCAAAUCAAUUCUAGAUUAGAUUCAAUGGGUAAUAUUACACCUGUCAUAAGAACUACAAGCGAAGUAAGUAAUGCAGUUCCUGUUAUUAACGGACCAAUUAGUAUUAAAAAACCAGAAGAUAAGACUGAUUCUAGGAAAAAGACAUUCACAUAUACAGAACCGAUACCUCUCGCCGAGGCUGUAGUAAUAAAUAGACGGAUCGAAGAAAAGUUGUAUCCUCAAAACGUAUCAAAUCAUAAUUACUUUUUCCGAAAUUGCUUAAAUUGUACAGAUAAAUCGUAUUCCGAUCACAGAAACGAAACGUCACGUACAAAUCCUAAUAUAAAAAAUGUUGGAUAUAAAACAAUUCUCGAUGAAAAUUCAUUUUCAGAGUCAGAUUCAAGUUUACAAACGACUGUUCAAUGCCACAAUGAGGAAAAAACAAAUUCAUAAUAAAAAAGAUAUCAGACUGAAUAUUGAAAAUGACAAUAAACAUGUAGAAGAUAAUCUCAUAAGAAGUAUGUAAUUAGGUUAUAAAUAUUAAUCGAAAUUCGAACACAAUAUACAUAAUGGAUUUUAUAGUUGUGCAAUUCAUCAAGUAAACAUACUUUGUUAUUAAAUCGACGAAUCGCAUGAAUUUUCGUUUUCACUGGAUAGUUUUUAUACGAAACACUCAUCAACUAUACGAAGUUUACAAUAAAAAAUUAAUAACAAUAAUUUAGUUAUGGUAGUUGAAACAACCAUUGAAAAAACAAUUCACUGCCAAAAGAUUCUAAACAUUCAAACGAGGAGAAAAAUACUGAUAUGUAUACAAUAAAAAGACAUUGCAAUUACAUCAUAAUAUUAAUUUGUGCACCAUUGUAUUAUUUUGAAGUAUGGGUCAGAAGAAUAAAGCUAGUAAAAGGAAUAUACUGGGUGUAUUUAAAAAAUAACAACAUUAGAGAGAAAAUGUAUUAAUUAAUAUUAUAUAUAAAAAAUUUUAGGUUUCUCACAAGGGAUCACUCUGAACAUAUUUGGAAAGAUACAUAUACAUAAGAUUGAAGUAUAAUUGUUUUAAAAACACUAUAUCAAUGAAAUAUAAAAUAUUUGCAUACUUCUGCUUCAGAGUCGUACAUUUAAAAGUAAAUCUUAGUAACUAAUGAAUUAAUUUUAUUUAUAUUAAAAUUAUAAAU